Messenger RNA from Xenopus laevis (African clawed frog), 2409 nucleotides. RefSeq names its product transmembrane p24 trafficking protein 2 S homeolog (gene tmed2.S). NCBI's taxonomy places the organism in Eukaryota, Metazoa, Chordata, Amphibia, Anura, Pipidae. The transcript is spliced from 4 exons. The coding region runs from base 161 to 766 and encodes 201 amino acids. Gene Ontology annotation, cellular component: cytoplasm; endoplasmic reticulum membrane; endoplasmic reticulum-Golgi intermediate compartment membrane. The record is from RefSeq and is a predicted model, not a curated record.
CCUCAGUGGUUGUUACCCGGAUGUGGCCUUCUUCCUGUCAGGCCGCCGUACAGGCGUUACGUGGCAGUCGUAGCUCGCACCCCGGCAGCCUGGAGAGGUGACGCCUCUUUCGGAGCGAGGCCCAGAUCCCAGACCGCCGACUUCUUAGUUCCUUGUCAUCAUGUUCACGCUUUCUGAACUCGUAACCCUGCUCGCUUUCUUUUCCGCCACGGCGUCUGGUUAUUUUGUCAGUAUAGACGCUCACGCGGAAGAAUGCUUCUUCGAGCAGGUCACUUCGGGGACCAAAAUGGGCCUUAUUUUUGAGGUGGCGGAGGGGGGAUUUCUGGACAUCGACGUUGAGAUAACCGGUCCAGACAACAAAGACAUCUAUAAAGGAGACCGAGAGUCCAGUGGAAAAUACACCUUUGCAGCCCACAUGGAUGGAACUUACAAAUUCUGUUUUAGCAAUAGGAUGUCCACCAUGACUCCUAAGAUUGUAAUGUUUACUAUUGAUAUAGGAGAAGCUCCAAAAGGUCAAGACAUGGAAACAGAAGCACAUCAGAAUAAGCUAGAAGAAAUGAUCAAUGAACUGGCUGUAGCUAUGACUGCUGUGAAGCAUGAACAGGAAUACAUGGAGGUGCGAGAAAGAAUACACAGAUCAAUUAAUGACAACACAAACAGCAGAGUGGUGCUUUGGUCGUUUUUUGAAGCCCUUGUACUUGUUGCUAUGACACUGGGACAGAUCUAUUAUCUAAAGAGAUUUUUUGAAGUGCGGCGAGUGGUUUAAGAAAAAGCAAAGUUGUUUUAUUGUCCUUGCUGAGAAGACACAAAUCAACAAUUUUUGUGUUUCCUCAUACCGUCAAUUACAUGGUCACAAAUCUCUGAAGUUUAGUCUCCCUAAAAAGUGGAUUUUUUUUUUAAAUUUCCCUCUUUUUCAUUUUGCCUCUGAUCAGCUGUAGGAUUGGUAAACUGUAAAUAUACUUGCCAAGAAGAAAAAAACAGGUUUUUUUUUCUCUUUUAAAUAAAAGGACAUUUGAGAGGGAAAUCUAAGAUGCUAUAUGUAUUGUGGUGCCCAUCCAAAAUGGGAAUCUAUAUACUGUUUAUGUCCUACCAGCUAGCCCACACAGUGAUGUUUAUGGAGGAAAGCAGAAAAAGAAGUUUUCAUAAAAUUAGAUUAAGAAAUGGAGCAAAGCGUAACUUAAAUAUGAAGCAAUUUUCCACAUUACAAAUAAAAGUUUCAUCAACUGAACUUGUGAGAUUAUAUUUGGAAAAGGUGUGUUUAGUUUAAGGUAAAUGUGACCAUGAGCUGGACCAAGACAACAAGAGGAGUUUUUUAUUAUCUUUUUCCAGUCAAGUCAUCCACAUUUUCACUCACGGAGUAAAACAUUGCUGGUUUCUCUCACACAGUAAUGGAAGCCAUUUUUCCUGUUUUCUCUCCUGAAUCAUCUGUUAACCAACUACUCUAAGUGCGGUUGGUUAGUGAGAGGCAAAAUGAAGGAAGCAUCCUCCACUAUAAUAAAUGGGUCAAAGAACCCCGAGAAGUAAUCUUAUCCCUCUAUUGUUAGCUGUGUCUACAUUGGUAAAAGGCUACAGCAGUCCAUUAUUUAGAAAACAAAACUGGAGGUGUUUGCAGGAUGCCUUCCAUUGAUCCCAUAUAAUUGUCCUUAACUUAUGCUUAAAGACUUCUGUGGUCCAAUUAAAGACUUGAUUACCUGCAAAUCUUUAAUUACAGAACGCUUAUAGGUCUGUAUUCGUCUGCCUUGUCCACUGGAUUAUAUUUUUAUUUGUAUGUGUUAAUUUUGUUGUACUAGGGGAGAGUUCCAGCGCUACAUGUUUAGGCCAUUUUCUGCAGUGUUUGGAUGAAGGAUACUUACAGUUUUCUUGGGAUAUCUGGGAGACAUUGACAGAAUUUCCUUAUGGCAUCUUUUGCUUUGCUUGUUGCAAUUUAUGCCAGCACCUUUUGUCUUCAAUACUUUUUAUUCUUUUAUGUUAUGGAUUUGCCAUUUUUUUGUGCAGAGCCAAAUUAUCUUUCAUCCCCAUUUUUCGUUAGUGGUUCUUGAAACAAAUGGGGUCCCGGUGUUGGUGCAAAUCAAGAUUACAUAAUAAAUGAUGUAAGUGGGUUAUAUUUUUUUUCCUGUUUUCUCUUGUUUUUCUCUACACAGACAACCUUUACCAGUAACAACUGUUUUGUACAAUUAAGUUAAGAAGUUUUCUUACUGGUUUUCAUGUUUAAAAGAACAUUUUGGGCAAAACCUCUAAAUGCAGCAGUUUUUAAAAGGAUGGAAUUCAUUUUUUUAAGACUGUUGACAGCCAAACAUUGUUUGAACAUCAAAUGUAAAUUGACUUUUAAGGUGUACAUUUUAAAGGAAGAUGCUUGUCAAAAUAUUACCCAAGUUCAAUGAAAAAUAAACACACAUUCUAUAAAAAAAA